CCAUUCUCAUCUGUCACUUGUUUUUUGUUUUUUGAAAAAGAGAGAAAAUUUAUUUCCUUUUCUUGUACUGCAUUUUCUGUGCUAAAUGUGUAAAUAAAUAAAGAAAAAUAUAAAAUAUUAAAGCCCAAUACCGCCAAAUUAAGGCGAAUUUAAUAUCCGCUAAAAGCGUGUAUAUCUAUCAAUUCAAUUUUGCUGCCAUUUCCUUAAGCCAAAGUCAUUUUAUCACAAAAUAAAAACAAAAGCACACAAUAAAAAAAAAGAAAAACACAAAAACAUGAUUUCAUCAACAUCAACUUCAGCAUCAUCUUCUUCGCUGAGUGCGCGUCAAACGAAAGCUACACGGCAGGCACUUUCUCGAUUCCAUCCUUACCAUGGAGCCAAUAUCAUCCUUUGCGAUGACAACACAGUGGCUCUGCGGAAAGCUAGCUUUGCCGAUGCAGUCACAUUCUCCGAGAAGCCACUGAUGCCCGGUGAGAUAUUCUUGAUUGAGAUUGAGGCCAACGAACGUGGAUGGUCAGGUCAUAUGCGAUUGGGACUGACACAGCUGUUGCCAGAGGUUAUAGUCUCCUCAAAUGAUGGUUUGCCACAGUAUGCUCUUCCUGACUUGGCCAACAUGGGUACAAGUUGGAUUUAUCCAAUAUCAAAGUUUGAAAGGCUAUUGAAUGAUGAUGGUGCAGCAAGUAGCAGUGCUAGAGAUGCCAAUGGAAAGAAAACUAGUACUAUUCUUGGAGAUUCUGUUUAUGUAAGAACUCCACGUGGAUUGAUUCCAAGACGAAUUCUCAAACCAGAAUCUGAUUAUAAUUCGGGAAUAUUGCUGACAGAUAAGGGAUCGAGGAUUGGAGUGGUGUUCGUGCCGACCGACACGGACAAGUCUAAGGCGGAAAUGCACUUCAUCAUAAACGGGAUCGACCAGGGUCCGUGCACAAGAGAGAUCCCCUACCAAAAUGGACCACUUCAUGUCGUUGUCGAUGUCUAUGGCACCACAAAACAAAUCCGCAUCGUCCAGCUUUAUGGAAUUAUUUCUCUUCAAAAUGCAUGUCGUGAUGCAAUCCUUUUGAAUCUGAAGAAACACGACGUCGACAAGCUGCCCCUUCCAGAUAGACUCAAACAGUUUCUCAUGCGCUAUGACUAAAGCAAAGCAAACAAAACAUCAUAAAUGAAAGGACAAAAUAUCUUCAAAUCAAAAAGAAGAAGGAAAAAAGCUGCUAAGAGCACAUCAGCAUCUUUAAUUUUUGAAACAAAAAAUCUAAAAUUUCGAAAAAUUGAUGUAAUUUUCAUUGCGCUAAAGCCUCCAUAUGUUUUUAUAACAAAUUACAUACAUACAUUUUUUCAAAAAUCUUAUUUCAAGAAAAUAAGAUAAAAAAGUUUUAAUCCCACUUAGUUGGUGUAGUUGAUUAAGUUAAAUGGCUUUGGGGCCGCAUCUUUCAUGGACUUUCAUUCCUUUCAUCAUCGUCGCCGUCGCCGCCAUCGCCGUAGCCGUUGCAGACCAUAAAUUUGCAUUUAAAUUAACAAAUUUUUCCUCUAUAUAUAUUUUGCCGCACCAUGUGAUAGUAUAUGUUUUAUACAUUUGUACAUUCGAUUAUAAAGAAGAAGAAAAAGAAAAUGCAUAAAAAGAAUAACAUUACAAAACAAAACAAA
Molecule: messenger RNA, 1638 nt
Organism: Eupeodes corollae
Lineage: Eukaryota; Metazoa; Arthropoda; Insecta; Diptera; Syrphidae
Product: neuralized-like protein 2
Exons: 3
Coding region: 275-1132 (285 amino acids)
Biological process (GO): intracellular signal transduction
Molecular function (GO): ubiquitin protein ligase activity
Source: RefSeq, a predicted model, not a curated record